CAGAGGAGAGAAGUUCGAGGAUAUACGAAUAAUAAAAUUAGAGACAAUCGAGUAAUCGAGAGGGCGCAGUGCGGUUCAAUGCUGCCUGGUGUCGGCGUGGCUCCUGCAUUUUCCGCCGUCCGAACGUCGUUGCCCGUGAAGGAAAGAAGAUGAGCAAGACGUGCGCUCGUUGUGAGAAAACGGUUUAUCCGAUCGAGGAGCUCAAGUGUCUCGAUAAGAUAUGGCAUAAGCAGUGCUUCAAGUGUCAGGGCUGCGGUAUGACCUUGAACAUGCGAACUUACAAAGGCUUCAACAAACAGCCAUACUGCGAGGCACACAUACCAAAAGCAAAGGCAACGACGAUGGCGGAAACACCAGAAUUAAAACGCAUCGCGGAGAAUACAAAAAUUCAAAGCAACGUUAAGUAUCACGCAGAGUUCGAAAAGGCAAAGGGAAAGUUCACGCAAGUUGCGGAUGAUCCAGAGACGCUGAGAAUCAAGCAGAACAGCAAGAUAAUUUCAAACGUUGCUUACCAUGGUGAACUUCAGAAGAAGGCGAUUAUGGAACAGAAAAGGACCAUGACCGGAGAGAAUGGCGAACAAAUCGAGUACGUAGAGUACACGGACGGUACAAUCGCACCUGCCUCGAGCAGUUACCUAAAUGCGAAUCCACCAGUUGCGAGAACGGCAAACUCGCCUGUACAAAGGACACCAGGUAGGAUCGCUGAUUACGAUCCCCUUAGCGAGGCAAGGCCGAGUCCUUAUUCCGCCAGGCAAGCCGCGACCACGGUCAUUUAUACCAGUGACAAAGGUCCAGUGACGAAUCCACCUACACGAAAAAUUGGCUCCGUUGCGGAUAUCGACCCGGUGAACGACUAUUACGGAUCGCUCACGCCUGCGACGAAUAACAAUCACGUGAUACAGCAUCAGCAACCACCACCACCACCGCCACCUACCAACGUCGGAAGAGUCUACAGAGCGAUGUACGAUUACGAGGCACAAGAUUUGGACGAAGUAAGCUUCUGUGACGGUGACCUGAUUGUUAACUGUACAGCCAUCGACGAAGGAUGGAUGACCGGUUUGGUACAACGUACAGGUCGGCACGGUAUGCUGCCAGCGAACUAUGUCGAGCCGGCGCAAAUCUAAGGACCAUUUAAAUAUUUCAACGAUGGAUCUUCUUAGGCUAGCUGCCAUUUAAACCUCUCAUUUGUUUGUUGGUCAACGUGCUUGGAUUGAAACGUUUCGCGAUUGAAGGAAACGCUGGAGUACACUGAUGGUGUGCGUGCGUGUGUGAGAGAAAGAGAAAGGGAGGUAGAGGGAGAGAGGGGGAGAGAGAGAGAGAGAGAGAUAGAGAGAAUAUUUUUUUUAUUUGCGAGAGAGAUCGUCCGUUUAUGUCCCACUCUUUAUGUACAAUGCUCUCCUUGCCGUGUUAGAAAAGAUAAACAAAAUGUCGAACAGGACACCUUAGAGACGUGUGUAUAUCCUGUUCGAGAGAUUGUUUCCUUUCUUUCUUUCUUUUUUUUUUUCCUUUUUUUUUUAUUUUCUAUUUUUUACUAUUAUUUCCUUUUUUUCUUUUUUCUUUUUGUAAUACGAAGAACAAGAAACGAGAUAAUCCUAUUGUCAACGAAUACGAUGAGAAAAAACGCUUCGUUCGUUUUAGUUUUGUUGACGUCGGUCGUUCUCGUCGUAGCAUUCAGACGUCCUACUCCUUCUUCGUCUUACCAUAAUGCAUCUUUCGUUUCUUUUCUUUUUUCUUCUGUUUUUUUUUUUUUUUUUAAUUUUUCUUUUUUUUCUUUCUCUUUUUUUACCAUACCGUUUUUGCACUUUUAAUGUAUCAAAUGUUAUCAAUA
Molecule: messenger RNA, 1828 nt
Organism: Vespa velutina
Lineage: Eukaryota; Metazoa; Arthropoda; Insecta; Hymenoptera; Vespidae
Product: LIM and SH3 domain protein Lasp
Exons: 7
Coding region: 150-1124 (324 amino acids)
Cellular component (GO): focal adhesion
Molecular function (GO): actin filament binding
Source: RefSeq, a predicted model, not a curated record